AUGCACCGCUCUCUCCGCCUCGCGUCCAUCGCCUCCAAGGCCGCUGCGCGCCCGGCCCUCGCCCGCGCGUACGCCACCGCCAAGCCGGCCGCGUCCGAGGUCGCCUCCAUCCUCGAGAGCCGCAUCUCGGGCUCGACCGCUGGCGCUGAUGUCCAGGAGACUGGCCGCGUCCUCACCAUCGGUGACGGUAUCGCCCGUGUCUACGGCCUCCGCAACGUCCAGGCCGAGGAGAUGGUCGAGUUCGCCUCGGGCGUUCGCGGCAUGUGCUUGAACUUGGAGGCCGACAACGUCGGUGUCACCAUCUUCGGUAACGACCGUGCCAUCCGUGAGGGCGACACCGUCAAGCGUACCGGCAACAUUGUCGACAUCCCCGUCGGCCCCGACAUGCUCGGCCGCGUCGUCGACGCGCUCGGCAACCCCAUCGACGGCAAGGGCCCGAUCAAGGCCGCCGAGCGCCGCCGUGCGCAGGUCAAGGCCCCCGGUGUCCUCCCCCGUACCUCGGUCAAGGAGCCCAUGUUGACCGGACUCAAGUCGGUCGACGCCAUGGUCCCCAUCGGCCGUGGCCAGCGUGAGCUCAUCAUCGGUGACCGUCAGACGGGUAAGACCGCUGUCGCGAUCGACACGAUCCUUAACCAGAAGAGGUGGAACGAUGGCAACGACGACAAGAAGAAGCUUUACUGCAUCUAUGUCGCCGUUGGCCAGAAGCGUUCCACCGUCGCGCAGCUCGUGCAGACCCUCGAGGAGAACGACGCCCUCAAGUACUCGGUCAUCGUCGCCGCCACCGCGUCCGAGGCCGCCCCGCUCCAGUACCUCGCCCCCUUCGCCGGCACCGCCAUUGGCGAGUGGUUCCGCGACAACGGCAAGCACGCCCUCAUCAUCUACGACGACUUGUCGAAGCAGGCCGUCGCCUACCGUCAGAUGUCGCUCCUCCUCCGCCGUCCCCCCGGUCGCGAGGCCUACCCGGGAGACGUCUUCUACCUCCACUCGCGUCUCCUCGAGCGCUCGGCCAAGCUCUCGGACAAGCACGGCGGCGGCUCGCUCACGGCCCUCCCCGUCAUCGAGACCCAGGGCGGUGACGUCUCGGCGUACAUCCCGACCAACGUCAUCUCCAUCACCGACGGCCAGAUCUUUUUGGAGGCUGAGCUCUUCUUCAAGGGUGUCCGCCCGGCCAUCAACGUCGGUCUCUCCGUCUCGCGUGUCGGCUCGUCCGCCCAGACCAAGGUCAUGAAGGCCGUCGCCGGUUCGCUCAAGCUCUACCUCGCCCAGUACCGCGACGUCGCCGCGUUCGCCCAGUUCGGCUCGCUUUCUCUCCUCCUCGCUGCCUUCCCUUCGACCACCUUGAACAAUCACCUACGUGCGAUCUCCUCCGCCCUCGGAACGUCACGACUUCCCCUUCUCUCGUCGCCUCCUCGUCUUCCUCGACCUCUCCCGCUUGCUCGCCUCUCGCCGCCCAUAUCUCGCCUCAUCUCGCCUUUCGCGCACGUCUCAACGUCUCGACAAUCCAACGACUCGCAUUUCGCACCAACAGCCAGCCUUUGCCCAUCGAGAUCCAGGUCCCGAUCAUCUACGCCGGUGUUAACGGUCUCCUCGACCGCGUCCCCGUCGACAAGAUCGGCGCGUGGGAGGCGUCGUUCAAGGACCACCUCAAGAGCCAGUCGUCGCUUCUCGAGAAGGUCUCGGCCGGAAAGAUGA
Rhodotorula toruloides NP11 is the source of this 1692-nucleotide messenger RNA. Its product is annotated as ATP synthase subunit alpha. NCBI's taxonomy places the organism in Eukaryota, Fungi, Basidiomycota, Microbotryomycetes, Sporidiobolales, Sporidiobolaceae. The record is from RefSeq and is a predicted model, not a curated record. The coding region runs from base 1 to 1692 and encodes 563 amino acids. Gene Ontology annotation, molecular function: proton-transporting ATP synthase activity, rotational mechanism; ADP binding; ATP binding. Gene Ontology annotation, biological process: proton motive force-driven ATP synthesis; proton transmembrane transport. The transcript has 12 exons.